AUGGGGUCAGGACUCAGGCCAGUCAACUUCUCCACACCAGACUCGCUCAUCCAGGUCUUUAUUGACCUGCUUUGUGCACUGCAGGACCAGGUCACCUUUCUCAAUGUUAGACCGUACGUCCUGCCCCUCGCUUCGGCUUUGCGGCAUAGGAAGGUACUCACGUCUCUAUCUGCUCCAAAACGUGUUGGCCAGAUGCUGCAACCGUCUCCACUGCUGGCGGUGAAAAUCUGUGCUGUCAAAGGUUCCCGGAGGAGGAGGCAAACCAGGAAACAGUUUGUUCCUGUUCAUUUCUCAGAGAGAAGAGACACAGCGACAGACAGACGCUUCAUCAGAGACAAAAUGGCUUCUAAAUCAGAGGAGGCUCUCUGCUGUCCGGUCUGCCAUGAGGUCUUCAGAGAUCCUGUUGUUCUGUUAUGUAGCCACAGCUUCUGUAAAGUCUGUCUGAAGAGCUGGUGGACAGAGAAACAAGCACGUCAGUGUCCAGUUUGUGAGACAAUAUCUUCACUAGAAGAACCACCUUGUAACCUGGUGUUGAAGAACCUGUGUGAGGCCUUCUUACAGGAGAGAGAUCAGAGAGCUUCAGAGGCUCUCUGCAGUCUGCACUCUGAGAAACUCAAAGUCUUCUGUCUGGACCAUCAGCAGCCAGUGUGUCUCGUCUGCAGUGUUUCAGAAAAACACAGCAAGCACAGAUUCAGACCCGUCGAUGAAGCUGCACGACAACACAAGAAGGAACUUCAGGAAACUCUGGAGCCCUUAAAGGAGAAGUUAAAGGUUUGUGAACAAGUUAAAGUAAAGUGUGAUCAAACAGCAGAACACAUGAAGGUCCAGGCCCGACACACAGAGAGGCAGAUUAAGGAGCAGUUCAAGAAGCUUCACCUGUUUCUAGAGGAGGAAGAGGAGGCCAGGAUGGCUGCACUGAGGGAGGAAGAGGAGCAGAAGAGUCAGAUGAUGAAGGAGAAGAUGGAGGCUCUGAGCAGAGAGAUAGCAGCUCUUUCAGACACAGUCAGAGCCACAGAGGAGGAGCUGAGAGCUGAAGACGUCUCAUUCCUGCUCAACUACAAGGCUGCAGUGGAAAGAGUCCAGCAGCGCCCCCUGCUGGAUGAUCCACAGCUGCCCUCAGGAGCUCUGAUAGACCAGGCCAAACACCUGGGCAACCUGACCUUCAACAUCUGGAGCAAGAUGAAGGACAUGGUCUCCUACACUCCUCUCAUUCUGGACCCAAACACUGCUUAUCCAUAUCUCAUCCUGUCUGAAGAUCUGACCAGUGUGAGAGGAGGAAACGAACAGCAGCUUCCUGACAAUCCAGAGAGGGUUGAUCAUUACUACUGUGUCCUGGGCUCUGAGGGCUUUAACUCAGGGACUCACAGCUGGGAUGUCGAGGUUGGAACCAGUACAGGCUGGACACUGGGUGUGUUAGCAGAGUCUGUCCAGAGGAAGGGAGACAACAAAGAGUCUGGAUUGUGGGGAAUAGAGUUGUCUGGAGGUAAAUACUCAGCACGGUCACCAUCAACACUCACUGCUCUCAAAGUCCGGAAGAAGCUCCAGAGGAUCAGAGUGAAUCUGGACUGGAACAGAGGAAAGCUGUUGUUCUCUGAUCCUGAUACUAACACAAACAUAAACACCUUCACACACACUUUCACUGAGAGGCUGUUUCCAUUGAUUAGCCCUGUGGGUGAAGUGAAGCUGUCAGCAGUGAAGGUCUGUGUGACAGUGGAACAGAGCAGUUAGAGAUAAAGAGGAUGAUUAUAUUCAUGAUGUUGUUGAUUUCUUAAAGGGAAAAGUCUCUGAAUUUAACCUGUUUAGUUGCACCUGUCCUCCUGCUGUCUCAUUAUUCCAAACACAUUUUAACAUUUAACCAAACACAUUUUAAAGACAUUAUUCCAAUCACUUUAUUUUCUUUCACUUGUUGUUUUUUAUUGGUUGUAUUUUCUGUUACUUGUUAUUUAGUUUGACAAUCAGCUUUUAGUUUCUGCUGUCGGCCUUUUCAUAUGUAAAAUGCUUUCACUGAGUUUCUUUGUGUUUUGCUUUGGUUUCGUUUUUUAUCCACACUGUGCUGAAUAAAAAGGUUGUUCAUGUUUUAUUAUUGUGACUUGUGUGUGUGGAGCCAUGAAGACUGUGUGGAACCAAAUAAAGAAACAAGAAUCUAUUCCUCAAUAA
This is a messenger RNA of Micropterus salmoides (largemouth bass), 2157 nucleotides long. Its product is annotated as E3 ubiquitin-protein ligase TRIM39-like. NCBI's taxonomy places the organism in Eukaryota, Metazoa, Chordata, Actinopteri, Centrarchiformes, Centrarchidae. The record is from RefSeq and is a predicted model, not a curated record. The transcript is spliced from 4 exons. Gene Ontology annotation, molecular function: protein binding; zinc ion binding. Bases 1 to 1728 code for a protein of 575 amino acids.